Syzygium oleosum is the source of this 972-nucleotide messenger RNA. Its product is annotated as putative F-box/LRR-repeat protein At3g18150. The record is from RefSeq and is a predicted model, not a curated record. The coding region runs from base 1 to 972 and encodes 323 amino acids. Lineage: Eukaryota; Viridiplantae; Streptophyta; Magnoliopsida; Myrtales; Myrtaceae. Gene Ontology annotation, molecular function: protein binding. The transcript has 6 exons.
AUGCCAGCCUCUGAAGGAGCGCUUGCUGAAGAGGGGUUAGACAUGGUGACGGUGGGUAAAUGUUUGGUUUUUGGAGAUAUCCGUGGAAGAUUAAUUGCUGAUUGUCCAAAUAGGAAGUUGAAUGACAACCGAAAUCCCAGCUGCACAAGUUUAUGUGAUCUGCCUGAAGCGGUUCUCCUGCACAUCCUAAGUUUUCUUCCAACGAACGAUGUCGUGAGAACGAGCGCCUUGUCCAAAAAGUGCGAACACUUAUGGGUUUCCGUUCUGAAGCUCAACUUCAAUGAAAAGGAAUUCUCCCAGAGGUUGCGCUUCAUCAACUUCGGGGAGAGAACGUUUUUGCUUCACGUUUGUCUGACGAAACUUAAGGCCUUAACUCUCAUGUGGGUUGAAUUCGCGGACGAGGAUUCGGUUGAAAAGCUACUUUCGGGUCCUUCCCUUGAGAAGCUGUCUCUUGACUACUGCAUAUGGUGGAAGCUGCAGGCUCUUCAUAUUUCAGCUCCGAAGCUUUUGAGCUUGUCCAUUGUUGAACUUGAAUUUUGUACGGAUUUCAGAUGCGAUUGCCGGGCUGCUAUCUCCGUGGAUCAUCCGUUCGAAGAGAAGUCGUACCAAUUCUCGUUCCAUGGAUACAAGCUCUUAAAAGAUGUUGCUAAUGUACAAAACUUGACUUUGUCUUAUGACGGCCUUCAGGAUUUGAACGAAAGAAAGAACUUCCUCAGCUCGUUACCCGUCUUUGCUAAUCUUAAGAAAUUGGAAUUGAACAUGUAUCGCGCAUGCUUGGAAUCUAGAGCACUUCAAACAAUUCUCAGCAAAUCUUCUUGUUUGGAGAGUCUUGAGUUCCUCUCGGGCCUGCUUGUGGAGUCCAGAACGGAUGAAGGGAUACCGGAUCCAGUGCCUCGGUGUUUCCUGUCGUCGCUCCGAGAGAUUACAAUUCGCGACUUUCAUGAGGAUGAUGAUCAACUUUUAGCUGUAUGA